Messenger RNA from Trichomonas vaginalis G3, 2259 nucleotides. RefSeq lists its product as uncharacterized. The transcript has a single exon. Bases 1 to 2259 code for a protein of 752 amino acids. The record is from RefSeq and is a predicted model, not a curated record. Lineage: Eukaryota; Parabasalia; Trichomonadida; Trichomonadidae.
AUGGCGCGAACAUCAUUAGUUGAUGAUGCUGCGCUUGGCGAAGAGGACGACUUCGGUGAUGGUUCUUUUCAAUUAGAUAUAUCGGGAAUAUCUGGUUUUGGAACAGAUUUAGAUGCAACUAAUGAUAUGCUUUCACUACAAAACAGUCAAACACUCAGUCCAUUAAAUCCAAGUCGUUCGAAUUCAAAAUUAAGUAAUAAAUCAGGUUUAGGGUCAGUUGGGACGAUAAAUCAACUGGAGCGAAAACAAAAUCGGGCUUCGAAGGCAAUUCCUCUCGAAAAUAUAAUGGAGCAAGAAGAUGAUGAUUUACCAGAUUUCAAUUCAGCAGAUGAAUUAAUGGCAAAGCCUCUUCCUACUAUUGACGAAAAACCACUAGCAAAAACCACUCCAAAUCCAGUACCGGUCGAUAACAACGCAAAUCUGAAUACAAGAACAAAACCAACGGGAUUUGAUCCAAUUCCAAUGCCAAACCAGCCAAAAGCUGAACCACCUAAACCAUCAGUAUCCAAUUUUGAUCCUGUUCCUAUGCCAAGUACACAACAACAGCCUCAAAAUGAAGCAAUUCCAACACCUGAUAUUCCUUCUACUACUGGUACAAGAAGGUUAUUAACUGGUGGACUACUUUCAAGAAAGAAUUUACUUCAAAAUACUCCAUCAACAGAAACUAAACCAGAGCCAAAGAAUGAUGAUCUUUUUGGAGAUAUUCCUUUCCCUGCGCUGCCAUCUGAUAAGCCUAAACAGCAAGUACCUGAACAACCACAACCUGUUCAAAUUAAUCAACAACAAAAUCAACCAGUUAAUAUAAGCCAAACACCCGCUCAAAUGCAGCCAGUCAUGCAACAAAAUCCACAAAUGGCAACUACUAUUCCAAAUAAUCAAAUGCCUCAGCAGCAAAUCCCAAUUCAAGCAAAUCAAAAUCAAAUUCAAACACAACCUAUUCCUAUGCAGCAAAAUCAACCACAGAUGACUAUGGUAUCCCCAAUGCAAACGAUGCCUAUGCAGAAUAACCAAACUCAAGUUCCAAUGCAGAUGCCAAUGCAACCACAGCAGCAACAACCAUCUCCAACUAUGCCACAGCAAAUGGGCAUGAUGCAAGGUGUUCCUAUGCAGCAAACACCGCAGCAAAUGCCAAUGCAAGCAACUUCACCACUAACAAUCCAAAUUCCUCAACAAAAUAACCAAUUUUCGCCAAAUGGAACUCCUUAUGGACAGCCAUACUAUUCUCAGCCACAGUCCCAAGGUCAAUACUAUUUUAACAACACUCCAAGUCCACCUCCUUACUCAGUCUAUCCAUAUUCUGUCCAAUUUCCACUUGAACUUGGUUUUUCAAGUUCAUUAGAUCGAUCCAUUGCUAAUUUCAAGCGUAUUUUUAGCAGCGAAUUUUCAUCAAUAAUAAGAUCUCAAAAUUUACAGCAGCAACAGAAUGGUUUUGACUUCGAUGACUUUACUGAUAAACUUGCUAAUGAAAUUUCUCAAAUAAUCGAAGCUCCAAUCCAACCUACAGAUAUCGAUGUCCAAAACAUCACCAGAAAGGUCUCAACAGCCAUUGAUGAAAAUACUAAGCAUGUAACUAAUAUUCUUUCCGAGGCAGAAGUCAGAAAUUCCCAAUCUGCAGAUCAUCAUAUUCAGGAACUCAAGCAAUUACAAGAAGAGCUUGAUCAUUUGAGAACAUCUUUCAAGCAAAGUAGUGAUACCAUCAUCAGAGAACUUGAACGCGAAAGACAAAAUUCGGCCGCAAUUAGAGAAGCAGAAAACAACAGAUCCAGAGAACUUGAACAAAGGCUCAGGAAUCUUAAACUGAGGCAGAUCGAGUUAGAUACAAGAUUCAAGAACCAAGCAUUAGAAAAAGACUCAUUUGAUAGGACACAAAAAUCAUUUGAACAGAAAAGAAGGGAUUGGGAAGAAGAAACACUACCAAAACUAUAUGAUGACAAUAGCUCUGUUAGAAGAAGAAUCAUUGAUGAGUUAAGUGCAUUUAGAACAGAAGUUUCUACUGAAUCAUUCGAUGAAUUAUCCAUGGUAAUAAAUGAAGGAUUGAAAGUCAUCAAAGAUGAAGGAGAAAAUCUCAGAAAUGAACUUAUGGAACUUGAAAUGGCUAAUAGAUGGGUGAUGUCAAGACAAGCACCUCCUCCCCAACCUCAAAAGCGAAGUCCGAAGAGAUUGAAGAAAUCGUCUGUUUUAGAUCAAACACAGGAGAAACUAAGUAAGAUUAGAAGACAGAGAGUUGAAUCAAUGAAGGAUCUUUCAGAUCAACUUUAA